This is a messenger RNA of Vigna radiata var. radiata (mung bean), 2140 nucleotides long. RefSeq names its product WEB family protein At5g55860. The record is from RefSeq and is a predicted model, not a curated record. NCBI's taxonomy places the organism in Eukaryota, Viridiplantae, Streptophyta, Magnoliopsida, Fabales, Fabaceae.
AUCACAUCACAGAGACUGUGUGUUACAGGAUGAUCGUAUACAAAACCAUUUUAAAGGAAUCUUGAAUAGUAACGAUUGCACAGGAUUAUUUCCUCUUUCAACUUUCUGUAUCUGACAUGCUGAUGCAAAAUUUGUCUUUAAACAUACCAGGCAUUUUGCAUUUUCACUUCAACCCAGCCUAUCUCUCUCUUUCCCUCUUCACAAGUAUGUGAAGAUUCUUCGCUACUGUUUUGCUCAGCAAUUCAAUGCCAUAGGUUCUCUAUUGUCUCUGUGAAAUUUUCCUAGAAGCACCCUUUCAAAGGUUUUUUCUUUUCUGAUAUUUGUCGCAAUACAAUCAACAGAUGUUUCAAAAAGUCGGGCAAAACAGCUUAAAGAAGAAAAGUGUGGUGAUCUUGAUGGAACCAAUGGUUCUUGGAAAGAAGAGUUAGAAACUGCAGUUAAAAGUUAUGCCUCUGUCGUUACAGAACUUGAUGUUGCAAAGCAAGAACUGAGUAAAAUUCGGCAGGGGUAUGAUUUAUCCUUAGAAGCAAGAGUUUCUGCUUUCAAACAAGCAGCAGAAGCGGAAGAUGCAAUGAAGGCCAACAACAAAAGAGCAUCCGAACUAUCUAAAGAAAUUUUGGCUGUAAUGGAAUCAAUCGAUCAAGUUAAUGCUCAAUCUGUCCAAGCACAUUUGCUGCAAGAAGAGACACAAGCCAAGCAAAAUGUUCUAAGACAAUCAUAUGAGGCUGCCCUUGAAGAAUCCAAAAGGAAUUUGCUUGAUUUAAAGAAGGAAUUUAAUCCAGGGCUUACCAAAAAUCUAGAGUUGCAGCUGACUGAGACAAUGAAUGAGAUAAGCGUUCAGCAAGAACAAUUGGAAAAUAGAAAGAAAUCAGACUUGGAUUCUUUGAAGAGUGUCACUCUGGAUCUUGAUGAUGCUAAGGAAUCACUGCAGAAAGUAGCAGGACAGGAAGAGUCCCUUAGAGCCAUGGUGGAAGCUCUAAGGAUGAAUCUGGAGAAUGUAAAAGGAGAACACACUGCAUUGAAAGAGAAAGAAUUCAAAACUGUUUCCUUUAUUGAGAAUCUGCGGGUAGAGCUCCAGAAAAGUGAGUCUGAACUUGAGUCCCACUUGGCAGAAGAAUCUAAAGCUAGAGGUGCAUCAGAAGAAAUGAUCUGGAAAUUGAACCAGUUGUUGACAGAAACUGAAAAUGCAAGGAGGGAAACACAAGAUAGGAAGAAUGAGGCUGCACAAUUGAAGAUGGAAGCUGUAGUCACUAAACUUGUUUUAGAAGAUGCCGAAAUAAAGCUCAAAGCAGCAUUGAAAGAAGUAGAAGUAGCAAAAACAGCUGAGGCAAGUGCUCUUGAACAGAUCAGGAUCUUAUCUGUGAGGACCAGUGAUUCUGGUUCAUCAACUUGUGAAUCUGGUGCAAGAAUUACAAUCUCAAGGGAGGAGUUUCAGUCCUUAGUUCAUAAGGUUGAGGAGUCUGAUAAAUUAGCAGAUAUGAAAGUGGAUGCUGCCAAAGCACAGAUGGAAGCUACAAAGGUGAGUGAAAAUGAAGUUCUAAAAAGGUUAGAGGAAACUAAAAAGGAAAUUGAGGAUAUGAAGACUGAAACACAGGAAGUCUUGAAAAGGGCUGAGAUGGCUGAAGCAGCAAAGAGAGCAGUGGAGAAUGAGCUGAGAAAGUGGCGUGAAAGAGAGCAGAAGAAAGUAGCAGAAGCUGCUUCUAAAUUAUUGGCUGAAACACAGAUGGCAACAGAAUUAUCUCCUCAGCACUAUAGGAUUCAAAAGCAGAAUUCACUACCAAAGGUGGAGAUGAAGAAGUUAGAGAAAGGGAAGGUUUCAGUUUCAAAGAAAGUUCUCUUGCCUAACAUGAGUGCCAUCUUUCACAGGAAAAAUAACCAUGUUCAAGGAGGACCUUCUUCUUAGCUUCUGAAAUCUGUCAGAAACAUAAUGAUUUGUGUGAAAGUUGAGAUUUUUGUCAACAUGGUAUGAGGGAAAAGAAUUUCUAAGUGUCAAUAGUUUGGUCAUAAGUAUUUUAUUAAUGUAACUUGCCCAGUGAAUUAUUGUAUAUUGCUACCUAAUGUCUGAGUAGUAUGAUGAACUGUUCUAUUCUGUGGCAAGCAUUACAGUGAUUAUAAUAACUAUUAAAAACCUAUAUCUUCG